Armigeres subalbatus is the source of this 3689-nucleotide messenger RNA. Its product is annotated as influenza virus NS1A-binding protein-like. Lineage: Eukaryota; Metazoa; Arthropoda; Insecta; Diptera; Culicidae. Bases 766 to 3183 code for a protein of 805 amino acids. Gene Ontology annotation, molecular function: protein binding. The record is from RefSeq and is a predicted model, not a curated record. The transcript has 9 exons.
AGGAGAUUUCAUUCAUCGAUUCGUAGCUGUACGACUCGGGAGUACAUUGCCAAGUCUUCUGCCGAUUUUGCUACUUUGUUCAGUGUUCAUGUUUUACUUUAUGUGAGUUAAAUUUUGCAUCACUUGUGCAUUAGUUUCUGGCAGUAAAUCCGGAACCGGGAAGUUCGCUCUGUGUCUGAUUCAUCUUUGUGGCCAUCGUUCGAGUCGAAAGUGUGUCGCGAGCUUCGCACCAAGCCAAACUGGAUCCGCCUGUUUUGUUCCGAUCGAUUAAUCGACCGUCGUCAUCCGUGUGAUGAUGGUUUCCAUGUCGUCGCGUUUUCACAAGGUGUGAUACGUUUUUGUUUCGUGUUAUUAUUUUUCGGUUUUUACGUUUUCGGUACUUGUUGGGUCGCCAUUUGAGUCUCCUGAGGUUAAGUCUUUGUGUGCAACAUAUUGGUUGAGUGGCGUGUGCUUCGGGUUUUCCGUAGUAGGUUCCCGUGGGUUGUUGAAAUCGCUCAUUGUCAUCAAACAGCAUCGGGUGAAAGUAUGAAUCUGUGAGAGUGGAGACCGCUUGGUGAACAACGUGGUCUAUCUUGAAGAGCUAAAACCAAGCAAGUUUCGUCAUCGUGCAGCGGAUAUAGAGUCCAUUUCGGCCUUCAGACCCGUUAGAUCGUCUGAUUCUUGUACCACGACCUGCUAAUUGACUAUCAAGGAUUCCAUCCUUCGUAGCUGCUUACAUUUUGAACCGUUUCAUUUAAUACCGUCAAAAUACUACCAACAAGGAAAAUGCGUCCCCGUAUCGAGAGCUCUAUUGGCGAUGAUGCCAUGGAGAGCUGCGGUUAUCUCAGGUUUACCGACGAAAGUAUGAAGUCCAACUUCCUGCAAAGCUUAAGUACCAUGCGCCGCCAUCGGCUGUUUUGCGAUGUAAUACUCUUGGUUGGCAGUACGGAAAUUCACGCCCACCGCAAUGUGCUGGCAUGCGUCUCUCCUCACCUAAUGGAACUGUUCAGCUCGGAUGUCGGAAACGUAAACGUUUCGACUAACGAAGGGAAGAUCCCUUGCUACCGGCUGAACGGUCACAUCACCACCCAGGGGCUCAAGUGUCUGGUUGAGUACGCUUAUACCGGAUCACUGGAGUUGCCCAACGACAUGAUACGCGAUGUGUAUCUGGCAGCAUGGCAGUUGAAGAUCGAAACGGUGGUAAAGGAAUGCGCGCGUUACAUGGUGAACGACUUGGAACCGGAAACGUGCAUCGACACUCGCUCCCUGCCGGGCAUCAACCGUAACAAGGCCUUCGUACAGGAAGUGAAUUCCUACAUUGCGAAGAACUUUACGGAGAUUGCACUGCAGCCGAGCUUUCUCCAGCUUCCAUGCAUCCUCAUAGAGGUGCUGUACCAAACGAAGCUGGAGAUGUCGUUAGUCACGGAAACUUCAUUGAGCCGGUUAGUAGUCGACUGGAUCCGUCGACAAAUGACCGAGGAUGGAAAUACGGUUCCGAACCUGAUGGAGCGCUCACAUAUGCUGUACUUGGCCCUGGAUAACUCGUUGCAAGAUUGCUCUGAUCUGCCCCCUGGCCAAGAGUCAGAAAGCGAUCUCGUUCAAGAUUAUAAACGUUUGGCGCUGAAGUGUCCCAGCAACAAAAAGCAUCGCAAGGGAUUGAAGACGGCGGGAAGGCCUCGAGUAAUUCUCUACAAUAUGGAUAUUGGUGAAUGCGUCGAAGAUACUAGAAAGGAUUACGAAUGGACGCUUGUCGCUAGCUCGAAGCUGGCUGAUAAUAGUUUCAUCUCAUUGAUAACGUUGGAUGGAAACCUUACGCGUCUAUCUAUCCAGUUGCGCCUAAAUGUGCCAACUACGCCUUCCCCUAUCAAUACGCCGGACACGAUCAGUUCCAGCGCCAGUAAUAAUGAAGAUUUGGAACAUUCGAUCAAACCGGAACUGUUCUGUGAGGUAGCUACCAUGUCCGGCCCGAAGUGUGGUUUGGGCGUUGCCGAAUUGGAGGGCAAACUCUUCGUUUGCGGUGGCUAUGAUCGAGCGGAGUGCUUGCGCUCUGUCGAGUCCUAUUGCCCAGACACAAACAGCUGGAUUCAGGAAAGCAACAUGGGCGAGGCUCGAGGACGAGUACAAAUUGCGGUCAUCGAUGGGGCGGUGUACGCCGUGGGUGGCUGUAAUGGAACCACUGAAUUGGAUACGGUAGAAUGUUUGUCGAAGACCGAGAAGAAAUGGAAAAAGGUUUGUAGGUUGCCAUUGGCACGAAGUAGUGCGGGUGUUUGUUCUUUGGACGGUAACAUUUAUUGCGUUGGCGGAUGGAACGGUCAGAGCGGCAUUCGGCAGUGUGAUGUGCUAAAGCCGGAGGAAAACAAGUGGUACUCGAUUGCACCACUCAAUACCGGCCGCUACCAGGCAGGAGUGGCCUCGUAUCAUGGAUCGCUUUGGGUUGCCGGUGGUAGCGAUGCAUGGAACUGUUUGGGAUCAGUUGAACGAUAUGACCUGGCCAGUAAUCAAUGGACCUUCGCGUCGUCCCUGUUGACACCAAGACGCGGGUGUGGUUUGGCAGAGUUCAACGGCAAACUGUACGCUGUCGGGGGUAGUGAUGGGUCGCAUUCGCUGAACAGUACCGAGUGUUACGAUGAGACCAACAAGUGUUGGGUUGCUGGACCGAACCUAACUUCGCCGCGAUCGAACGUUUCCGUAGCCGUGGUACAGAACCGUUUGUACGCGAUUGGUGGCUUUUCGGGCAAGACCUUCCUGAAUACCAUCGAAUAUCUGGAUGCCACCUCCAAUGAGUGGACCACCUUUGUGCAGCAGAGCAAUCCGAACAUUGACAACCUAUUGGAGAGCUCGCUGCGCAACGGUAUCAACGGAAGGGCUGGCUCGUCAUCGACGUCCUCUUCGCCAGAUAACCUGAGCAACCAGAAUGGCCCAAGCGAACACACAUUCAAGCCCAUCAGAACGCCUCAGGAGAAUGUGUACAACUUAGAGAAGUCCAACAACACGAAGGUCUCCGCGAACGACAAAGAAGUGACCCAAAUUUUAGCAGGAUCCGAGUGCUUAGGUCUGAAGAAGCUUGCCAUCAACGACGAGGACAGUGAGGAGGAUGUGAAAACUAAUGGUACAAACAAUGCAAACGAUAGCAGUAUUAAACUACAGAAAAUUUUAGCGAAUAGUUGUGCGGAAAUUGCGCCUGGAAAUGGACACUCCAGCUAACUAACGGUGGAGCCAACGGGAGCAGAUGAUGGGAUGAAAGAGGAAGAAGAAGAUGCCGGCCAGCAGCAACCGGCUUCCCUGAUCUCAGUCUCGACGACAGAGUCUGAGCUGGACUGAACAACAUAUUUCAUCCACUCGAGCGAGCCCGUUGAUUUGCAAGACAUAUGAACAUCCAGCUGCGCAUAUAAUAUGUAAGUGCAUAUUGAAUGGGGUUGUGGGAAUAAGAAGCAAGAUUUCGCGAACUUUUUUCAGUGAAGCACAUGGAGAAAUUAUAUUAUAGCAAACUCAAUAUAUUUGAUAUAAGUGAUCUUUUUUACUACUGUUAAGAUUAAAAAUAAUAUGGUUUACACACUUCUACUAAAAAUAUUGUAAUAUGACACAUAAAUAUCUGCAGCAUCAUGUUUAGCAGCAGAAAGAGAAAUAUUGUAAAACUAUUAUUGUGGUAAAUGUAUUUUAGACAAAAUGUAAUGCUAUGAAAGAACUUUAGAUCAAGUAUUGAUCAUCAA